Letharia columbiana is the source of this 936-nucleotide messenger RNA. RefSeq lists its product as uncharacterized. Gene Ontology annotation, biological process: D-ribose metabolic process; pentose-phosphate shunt, non-oxidative branch. Gene Ontology annotation, molecular function: ribose-5-phosphate isomerase activity. Lineage: Eukaryota; Fungi; Ascomycota; Lecanoromycetes; Lecanorales; Parmeliaceae. The transcript has 2 exons. The coding region runs from base 1 to 936 and encodes 311 amino acids. The record is from RefSeq and is a predicted model, not a curated record. Gene Ontology annotation, cellular component: intracellular membrane-bounded organelle.
AUGGACUUUCCAAAGCCCGUCUCCGACGCCUCUCUUCCCCCAAUGUCCACCUCCGCCGCAACCCGACUCUCCGCCAUUGAAUCCGCCAAGCGCGCCGCCGCUCAACUUGCAGUCAAAGAGCACUUCGAUGCCGAAGCUCGCUACAUCGGCAUCGGAUCCGGCAGCACGAUCGUCUACGUUGUCGAAGCCAUAAAAGAGCUCAAGGACCCCCGCAUACAAGACAUCCUCUUCGUUCCUACAGGCUAUCAAUCGCGGCAGGUGAUACUCAAAGCCGGCCUCAAAGACAUGAAGUUCGAUUCCCUACCCGCCGACACCCUUCUUGAAGUCGCCUUCGACGGCGCCGACGAAAUAGACGAGGACCUCAACUGCAUAAAAGGCGGUGGUGCCUGUCUCUACCAGGAAAAGCUGGUAGCGACUCAAGCGUCGAAAUUCAUCUGUGUGGCCGACCACCGCAAACUCCAACCCCGCCUACUGACCACUUGGCCUACUAUUCCUAUCGAAGUGGAGCCACUGGCUGUGACGACCGUAAUCUCUGCUUUGAAAACACUCGGCUCUUCCGCGCCGUUUGUGAGGGAAGGGCUUAUUCAGAAGGCUGGGCCUAUAAAGACGGAUCAGGAUAACUUUAUCGUCGAUGCGCCAUUUCCCUCUUUACUCCUCUAUACCGACAUUGAGCAAGCGGCCAAGCAGGGGGUUAAGGGGCUCAAAGGCCAGGGCGAGGAUGGCCAGUGGGAAGUACAGGCACUGGCGAAAGAGAUUAAAGCCAUUGAGGGAGUUCUGAGCGUCGGUCUAUUUGUGGGAGAGAAUGGAGUGCAAGCCAAGGCAAGGGGGAAGAUCGCUGGUGGCCAGAAACCCAUCGCGGCGUAUUUCGGAAUGGAAGAUGGCAGUGUGGCUGUCAGGAUGACACAGGAUGAUGGCACUGUCGUUCUGAGGAAGUGA